Messenger RNA from Momordica charantia (bitter melon), 906 nucleotides. The record is from RefSeq and is a predicted model, not a curated record. NCBI's taxonomy places the organism in Eukaryota, Viridiplantae, Streptophyta, Magnoliopsida, Cucurbitales, Cucurbitaceae.
CUGAAGAAAAGAAGUCUUCGAGUUGCUUCAAUUGUUCGCUUCGAGUUGCUUCAAUUGUUCGAUCUCUGCAAUUUCCUUACGAAAUUCAGCCAUGGCGGCGAUAAUUGGCGUCGUGAACGCGGCUAUGCCGCUCUUUCUUUCGUUGAUCGCGUUUCUCACGGUGUCGAUGUCGGUGGUUGCGAUGUCGGCACGGUCUCCGGUGACGGGAUGCACCACCAGAGAGCUGCUCUUGCUCUCACCAUGCUUGCCGUUCAUCUCUGCUCCGCCAAACAAUCUUUCCGAUACGGUUCCCUCCGCCUGCUGCGACGCAUUCUCCUCCGCUUACGACUCUGCCGGCGGCAUUUGCCUCUGUUACUUUCUUCGUGAACCUCAGAUUUUAGGUUUCCCGCUGAAUAGUUCGAAGCUCAUCGCUCUGUCUUCGCUUUGUCCUCUCAGUGGAGUGCUUUCCGAGAAUCAUAGUUCUCUGAACUCGAUCUGCGCUGCUUCACAGACUCUGCCUCCCCUUCAAAGCGCGAAGAUUCCAGGAAUCGAAGAGCCUGAUAGUCCUGAUGACGAUGAUACACCAGCUCCUGGGACGGGCUUAUCACCACCACCAUCUGCAAUUGUAUCACCAUCAGCACCUGCAGAUGAACCGCCACCGUCCCCGUCUUCUGCAACAGCUAAGUGUUUGCCAGCAAUAAAAGAUUGUAUUGGAUUCCAUGUUCAUAGAAUCAAUAAACAUACGACAAUAAAACAAAUUUAUGAAUCUUCUACUUGCGACUACAUGAUGGCGUGACUAAUAAAGAGCAACUUAUCGAUCUCCAGUCGGGAGUUUUUUUUUUUUUUUCAAAUAAACAAAGGGAAAUGUGAGAAACAAUCACUUGUUUUUCUCUUUCAAAGCUCUCUCCAGUUGGAUUUGUCCUAGUU